UUUUUUUUUUUGGUUCCUGGGUAGUAAGUGUUAUUUCCUAAUUGCGUAUGCCUCAAAAGUAUAGAAAAUGGCUAUUAUUCCCCACAAACUUUGCUUUUGUGACCAGGACAGUGAUAUUUUGAAAUGUACCUAUUUUCCAGAACAUUCCAGAUAGAUUCAGUGCUGAGUAAAUUUGGAGUAACUUCUAGAACUUUCCAGUAAUAUAAAUAGUAGUAUAAAUACAGGGGCCUUAAGCCCACCAGUUCAGUUUAGUUCCAGCUGCCUAAGUGAAUACAUAUCUGCAUUUUUCUGAGAUGGCAUCAAGAGGCUGCAAGCAUCCGGCAGACGCAUUUUGCUAUGUCUGCGGCCAAUUUAUCAAGACAAGAGCGAAAAAGUACUCAGUGGAAGCAUCUGUUAUGUGUGCGGCCUGCAAGGCAUAUUUCGGCAUGCCUGUCGGGGAUCAAGACAAAUCCUGGGCACCUCAUUUCACCUGCGAGCACUGCAAAAAAACUCUGGAAGGAUGGUACAGAGGGGAAAAGAGAGCCAUGAAGUUCGCUAUCCCAAGAAUUUGGCGGGAACCCACUGACCACUCAAGCAACUGGUACUUCUGCAUGGUGGACCCUUCCAAACGUCGGACUGGCAAGAAUGCACCUGCUAUCACGUAUCCGGACCUUCCUUCAUCCAUUACCCCGGUGCCACAUUGUUAUGAGCUCCCCGUACCCACUCCUCCGGAGAGAGAGCAGCCGUCUUUAGAAGAGAGCAGCAAGUCAGAGAGCGGGGAAGACGUUGUAGAUCCAGAUGACAAUUUCAGAGGUGGAGCUGAGGAGAGAAACCCAUACUACCCCAACCAAAAAGGCCUCAACAACUUGAUUAGAGAUCUUGGUCUCACCAAGUCCAAUGCUGAGCUUUUGACGUCUAGGCUCAAGCAGUGGAACUUGUUGGAUGAAAGUGUGCAAGUCGCAGAUCAGAGGAAGCGUCACCAACCUUUUUCCAGCUUCUUCACCCGUCAAGAUGGGCUCUGCUUCUGCCACAAUGUGACCAGUCUGUUCGAGGCAAUCGGAAUCGCCUGUAACCAGAAUGAGUGGCGCCUCUUCAUUGACAGCUCAUCCAGGAGCCUCAAAGCCGUGCUGCUCCAUAAUGGUAACAAGUACCCGUCUCUUCCCCUGGCUCACUCGGUGCACCUCAAAGAGGAUUACAACAGCAUCAAGACCUUGCUGGACGCCUUGAAGUAUGAUGAGUACGGCUGGGAGGUCAUAGGAGACUUCAAAAUGGUGGCAUUCCUGAUGGGUCUCCAAGGCGGUUUUACCAAGUUUCCCUGCUAUCUUUGCCUUUGGGACAGCAGGGACACCAAGGCGCACUACCACAGGCGGCACUGGCCACAGCGGACCGAGUUCUCUGUGGGGGGGAACAACGUCAAGUGGGAGCCACUGGUGGACCCCCGGAAGGUGCUGAUGCCACCACUGCACAUCAAAUUGGGCCUUAUGAAACAAUUUGUCAGAGCUCUAGAUAAGGAGUCUGCAGCCUUCAAGUACCUUCAAGACUUCUUCCCUAAGCUGUCUGAGGCAAAGGUCAAAGCCGGUGUCUUCGUCAGCCCACAGAUAAAGAAGAUCCUGGAGUGCAAUGAAUUCCCCAAGAAGCUCACUAGUAAGGAGAAAGCGGCUUGGAACAGCCUUGUCGCAGUGGUUCGGGGCUUCCUGGGCAAUCACAAGGCCGAAAACUAUGUGGAGCUGGUUGAGACUCUGGUGAAGAACUACGGCACAGUAGGAUGUCCCUCAAAGUCCAUAUCCUUGAUGCUCAUCUUGAUAAAUUCAAGGAGAACAUGGGAGCGUAUUCGGAGGAGCAAGGCGAGCGCUUCCACCAGGAUAUACUGGACUUUGAACGCCGCUACCAAGGACAGUAUAACGAGAACAUGAUGGGAGACUACAUUUGGGGGCUGAUUCGUGAAAGUGAUUUACAGUAUAAUCGUAAAUCUCGAAAAACUACUCGCUUCUAAAUCUUUUGUAGUCAUUUUUGUAUUACUUUAGUAUAAAAUACAUGUUAAUUUGGAUUCAUAUGUUGUUUUUUUCUGACUUUAUGUGAACGAAAAGACACAUUUCUCAUUGGAAAUAGGUACAUUUCAAAAUAUCACUGUCCUGGUCACAAAAGCAAAGUUUGUGGGGAAUAAUAGCCAUUUUCUAUACUUUUGAGGCAUAAGCAAUUAGGAAAUAACACUUACUACCCAGGAACAAAAAUUGUGUUACAUAGUGUUUUUACUUGGAUAUUUUUCAGACCUUAGACAGACCUACUGACAGUUGUAGUUUACGUUAGUUGUGAGGUGCCACUGACGCAUUCUUUUUAUUUACAACAU
Molecule: messenger RNA, 2326 nt
Organism: Acipenser ruthenus (sterlet)
Lineage: Eukaryota; Metazoa; Chordata; Actinopteri; Acipenseriformes; Acipenseridae
Exons: 2
Coding region: 294-1892 (532 amino acids)
Source: RefSeq, a predicted model, not a curated record